AUGGCCAGACUAGUAGCUCGCCUGUGCUCUUCUCUGACGGCGCGGCCCCAUCUCCGCGCCUGGCCCUCCUCCCACAGCAGUCCUCCCCGCGCCCAGUCGCAGCGCUGCUCCGCCCUCGAGCUGCUUCCGCCCCUCUCCACAUCCAGUGGGUGGGCCGGCCUCCCCCAGCCACUCCUCCUCUACCCGCGGCCACAUGCCUGCGCUGGCACGGUCGUCUGUGUCAUCACCCCCGCGUGCCUGCUGCUAUGGCCCGCUCCGUCAAACGCCCCGGUGCGCCAGGCCUACCCUGCUACGCCGGCGUCGCCGCCCCUCGCCGGCUCCCGCGCUCCUGCCGGCUCGCCGCCCCGCGCUGGCCGGCUUGCGCGCACGCCGACCCUCUGCCUCGCGUCGCCCCAGCCAUCGGCUCCUCCCACAACCUGGCUGCGCCGGCUCCGGCCGGCUUCGGUCCCGCCUGCUCCGGCCUCCUCCGCGCGCCCGGCCCACGACGACUCCGGGUCGCCUGCGCCGCCCGCUGGCUCGCGCCCCCGUCGUCGUCCCCCCGUGCGACGCCACCUUCGGUGUCUCGUCCGCCGCCGCCUCCCGCGCUGGCCGGCCUCUCGCGCCGCCUACCGGACUCACCCCGCUCGGCCGACUUCCGCGCUGGCCGGCUCCCCUGCCGCCCAGUGCCCGUCCGCGUCCGGACUACGCGCGCGCCUGCUCCACCUCGAGCCCGGCCGUGUCCGGCUCCCUGGUGCUACCCCACGCCCGGCCGAGUCCGGCGAGCGUCGCGCUUGGCCACCCAUCCCCGCACCAGCCGGCUCCGGGUCCCCGCCGGGUCGCCUCCACCUGCGGCCGGGUGCCCCGCACCCGCCGGCUCCGGGUCCUCGCCGGGUUACCUCCUGCGCGCUCUCACGCUGGCUCCCCCGCCCCGUGCGCCUCGCACCGCCGCCUCCAGCCGGCCGCGGCCCCGGGCCGACUCCGCCCCGCACGCGCGUGGCCCCUACCGCUCCACCGACCGCCGGCUCCGCCUCCGCCCGUGGCCGGGUCGCGUGUGCCGGCUCCGCCUGCCAACCCGGCGACCCGGCGCUCGGCCGGCUCCGCCUCGCCUACCAGCUCCACCGCGCUCGGCCGCCCCGCCACCUGCCCGCGUGCCGGCUCACCGCGCCGGCCGGCUCCCAGCCUGGGCCGCCUCGCAUCCGGCUGCCGUCGCGGCCUCGCCCCGCGCUCCUCUGCCAGCAGAAAAGAGCAGCCGGAUCCGGCUGA
Aegilops tauschii subsp. strangulata is the source of this 1242-nucleotide messenger RNA. Lineage: Eukaryota; Viridiplantae; Streptophyta; Magnoliopsida; Poales; Poaceae. The record is from RefSeq and is a predicted model, not a curated record.